Salmo salar (Atlantic salmon) is the source of this 4564-nucleotide messenger RNA. RefSeq names its product coiled-coil domain-containing protein 85C-B-like. Lineage: Eukaryota; Metazoa; Chordata; Actinopteri; Salmoniformes; Salmonidae. The record is from RefSeq and is a predicted model, not a curated record. Gene Ontology annotation, cellular component: apical junction complex.
CUGCGCUACUCUACAGUCUGCGGAAGCGGGGGAGGACCGUGCAAAUUCCCAACGAGCUCCGGGAUUCAAUCCGCUGCCAAGGCACUCACCAGUCACCACUUCGGGGAAAAAAGGCUUAUCUUUGAAAGAGCUCGAGCACUGUGUCUGUUGUAAAAUUCGUUCGUUUCCGUUGUCUCGGAAAAGCAACAUGCUGGUAUAGUAAAUAUAGGACUAAUAAUAGUUUUUUUAUUCCUUGCAAGCGCACAUUUCUGUUGGAUUUUUAUCGGAAGAAUUAUUUAUUUUCGUGUAUAUUUUCGUUAUUUUCUUCCACGGUGGAACGUGCGGAGCACGAUGUGCACAUGUGGUGGGAUGCUCAGGGUUCUCCUGACAGUUCUCAGAUGAGUGAUGGAGAUUUGAUCAGUAAACAUUCGCUUGUUUUGUUUUUACACAAUAUAUACACAAUUUAUGAACGAAUGAAAAAAUACCAAGAAGCACUGCAAAGAUUCGACAGUGAUCUUUUUUGAAAGAGUUGUGCCUGCAGUCGUCUGCAUGGUUGCCACAGCCAACAUCUCAUUGCCAUUCUAAUUUGUUUAAUUGAACUUUUCCAUCCGAAGUGCCACUCUUAGCAUCAUUUCCGUAUCAUGUAUUCACAUUUCAAUACAAUUCCACAAUUGAGACUCGGCUAGUUUAGCCUAAAUAUCCAUCUUAUUUCCGUACCGUUAUUGGACCGAGGAGAGAGCACAGACCCGACGGAGAAAUGGCUAAAAACCCGUCCGAGGGACCCAAUGAGCCAGAUCUGAAUCAGCUACCGGACGAAGAGCUGCUGCAAUGGGGCAAGGAGCAGCUGGUCAACAGACUAAGGAGAGUGGACAGCGAGAAGUUAUACCUGAUGAUCGAGCACGGCAACAUGAUGAAAGACGUUAACCGGAGGCUGCAGGUGCACCUGCAUGAGAUCCGCAACCUGAAGGAGAUCAACCAGAAGCUCCAGGACGACAACAACGAGCUCCGCGAGCUCUGCUGCUUCCUGGACGACGACCGGCAGAAGGGCAAGAAGCUGUCCCGGGAGUGGCAGCGGUUUGGCCGGUACUCCGCGAACGCCAUGUGGAAGGAGGUGGGCACCUACCAGCUAAAGCUCAAAGAGCUCGAGGCCAACCAGGAGACAGUGGUGCGCGAGAACACGGACCUGAAGGAGAUCAUCUUCAUGCUGGAUGAAGAGAGGAACGGAGCCGGUUCCCGGAGCUCCAUAGACUCUCAGUCCAGCCUCACCAACCUGAACGGCGGGACAGGGAUAGUUCGGGACUUCGGGGAUGGCAGUAGUACCUCCAGCACGGGGAGCGCAGGUAGCCCCGACCACCACCACAGCCACAACCACAUACACAAGCUGCCCCACGGAGAGGAAGGCAAGCUGGGCAGCACCUUCCAGAGGAGGUCCAUGGAUGACCUGUCAGCGCCACACCAUCACAGGAGCAUCCCUAAUGGACUCAAUGACUCCUCCACUAACUACAUCAGACAGCUGGAGACCAAAAUGAGGAUAUUGGAAGACGACAACAACAAGCUUUUAACGCAGCAGCAGUGUAACCCAGGGGACCUUCGUGUCCUGAGGAAGGGGAUGACUCUGUACCACUCUGAGUCUCAGCUGUCAUCCCUGCCACAACGCCAGGACGCACUGCACAACGGCACGGUUGGUCGUCUCCCCACCAGCGAGUCAACCCCGGUAACAGGCUACCUGUCCUGUGUUCAGAAACCAGAGGCUGUGGUCCACGCCAUGAAGGUGUUGGAGGUCCACGAGAACCUGGAUAAGAACCAGGGGCCAGAGGACUACGAGGAGGAUCUGAGUGAGAAGGAAAAAGCCAUCGUUAGAGAGAUGUGUAACGUGGUGUGGAGAAAGCUGGGCGACGUGGCAGGAGCUAAGCCGUCUAUCAGACAGCAUCUCUCUGGUAACCAGUUCAAAGGCCCCAUGUAGUCCACAGCAACCAGAGAGUGAGAAAGAGAGAGCGAGAUCUUCCUACAUACUAUCCAUUCCUACUGCCUACACUACCCAUAACACCAUCCUCCUGGGAUAUGUGACUGGACAUUAUGCGACCCAGGAAAACCACAGAAUGGACCUCUCCAUCUCUCCCUCGCCACUAGUCAACUCCCCAUACACACACAUUUCGUUUCAACUUCCAGUGUUGUUAACUGGCAGCUAGUUUCACUGAUUUGCAACUUUCCUUGUAUUACAGAUUUUAGGUUUAUAGUUAGACAGGCUUACACUUUACACAGUGCUGAAGACUAUUACAGAACAAACUCUCAUGUUUUGUUUUAUGCUAAAAAAGAAAGAAACUCAGAUGAGAGCUAUAGGAGCUCUAGGAUGAUAAAGUAACGCUGUGAUAAUGUCAGAUAUGGUUACGUUUUGGGUUACAAGUGUCUCGUAUGGACAGAUCUAGGAUCACCUUCACCCACCUUCAAUCCUGAUCUUGAGCAUUUAGAGGUAACGUACAGAACUGACUGUGGAUCAGUGUCUAGGAGCAAUGUCACCCCACUCCUUCAUAGUACUUCCCAAUAAAAAACCCAGCUAGCUCCUCUGUUAGUUGUGCUUUGCCUUUAUCUGGUUGAUUAGCAUAAUUAGCAUUAGCUAACGCUAUCCUUAGCGUAAUUAGCCUUAGAUAAUGCUAGCUUUAGCAAAAUUAGCAUUAGCUAACGCUAGCCUUAGUGUAAUUAGCCUUAGCUAAUGCUAGCUUUAGCUAAAUUAGCAUUAGCUAAUGCUUGCCUUAGCAGAAUUAGCAUUAGCAUACAAAGUGUUAAUAUGUGAUACCCAUUGUGAUAUGAUACAUAGCACCCUAUGCUCAUAAGAGAAGUCUAUUAUUAAUACAGUACUAUUAUAGAGAUCACUUUUAAAACUAGUGUAAAAUAUGUAAACAAAAAAAAACAUAGCACUGCUUUGUUGUUAUCGUUUAUUUGUAGCUUUUUGUUUUUUAUUAUUAUUCUAGCGUGGCCAAGUGUUAGAAACGGACUGUUUUGUGUGCUUUUGUAAAACAUAAAACCCACAAGUGAACAGGGUUCUUUCUAUGGUAACCACUCAUCUUUUUACUGUAGUUCGUUGAAACAAAUGAUUACUUUAUCUCCUCUGUAAACGUAUCAAGCCCAUUUUAAAUCUAAACCGUCUCAGCCAAGAGUCAAUGUUUUUUUGUUUUUUUUUACUAAAAUGUACAAGGUUGUGUCUGCUCUAAGACAAUCAUGUUUCUCCGGUUGGGAAAUAACGAGAGCUUUGCCCCGACCCUGUGACUCUUCUGUGACUUCUGUGGAUAUAGUGGUGAUUCUUUGUUGACAUUGGUCAGGUUGCCUGUGUGUAGUGUAGUUCUCUGUAACAGACUGUUGACACCUGGUUACGACAGGGUUGGAGACUGCUGAACACAUUUUAUAUGAAAUAAUAUGUUUCAUAAAUCUCCAUGACAGAAUGUUUCAGAAAUGUUCUCUGAAACUUGACGGCUUUUAUGCUACUGUCAUAAAGGGAAGAUCAGACUAAUUUGGCUAUUUUUGGUCAUCAAUAACUAUUGCAUUAAUCAAACCACUGUACAACACAGCAUUUUAAUUGAAAGCUAAGAAAGUUGUCAAAUAAAUGGAAUGGUUUUCAUUUCAAUUUGCAUAAUAUGAAUAAGUGUUUUUUAGCCAUGGUGAAUACAGCAGAUGAGUUUCAGCAGUGCAUGUUUUGUAGAAAAUUAUUUCUGUUGGAAUGUGAGAAAGAGCAAGUCUUCCCUUAGAUGUUUUUGGAUACAGCUACAUUUUAACGAGUUAUAAUGUCAGAUGAAGUAAUAAGUACUGUUAUGAUCAAACUGUUCAAGGCUAUUUAUUGCCAGGUGUUUCGAUAAAAAAUGGGGAGAGCUAUCCAAUAAUAGGGCUGUCAUGUGAUUGGCCAGUUUAAGAUUUUGACCUAUCAGGAGAUAUUGAUUGGGCAAUUGGUAAUGAUUGACAGCUCAAGCUCUCCUGGUUCUAGUAUUAGUUUUUCCAAAUUAGAACAUUGAGGCUUCUGACCGUACAUUCUUACGAUUCAUCCUCGUCGGGUUCUCUCUAAUAGGGUCUACUACAACAACAAAAAAAUAAAAUCAAAGUAUGGGUUUUCAACUGAUUUGAAGCUAUGAUGACUUGUAAUGUUUUUCAGUCUGGCAUUUUGAUUUGAGAUGUGCCACAUUUUUCUCUGCAUGGGAUUUUGAGUUGGAACCUGUGUUUUGAACUUUGUUGUAUUUCUAAUUCUGUAUAUAUGUGCUAAACUAGAAGUCAUGAUGAUCCUAGAACCUAGUCUGCAUCUCAAAAUAGCAAUAUAUUCCCUAGUGCACUACUUUUGACCAUUGCCUUGUGCUGACCCUGGUCAUAUGUAGUGUGCUAUAUAGGGAAUAGGUUAUCUCGGACACAGGCCUACAGUGUUUAAUGCAAACUAUUCCUAUAGCAACUAGCAUGAAUGUAAACAUUUUUUUUUCCCCCCCAUGAAUUUCACUGAGAUCAGACGUAUGUGUAGGUGAUAGUUAACAAAAAAAAAAAAUAGUAAUUGAACUAGAUCACUUUGAUGAUUUUUUGGAGAAAAAAAAAUAAACAAUGACUUUCUUUGUAA